CACAUCGCGUGGAACGAACCAUGAGCGGAGCCGCACAUCAUCACAUGCGCGCGCUCUCUCAGCCUCAGCGACAGGCGCGCGGCCGUCCCAGGACAGUAUAAAAUGCCCCGCGAACAGUCCAUAGAGCACGGAAGGAACUGGAUUUCUUAGGUGAGUGAGGGAUGGGGACAACUGAUGGGGACCAUACAGGCUACAAACGCGCUUUAGUCAUGAGUGAAAUACAUAAUUUUUAGUAGAAACAUAAAGCAUCUCUAAGUAGGCUAGAUUUGAUACCGAGAUAGUGGCUACUUAUAAAUUAUUGCAUUAGGUUAGGUUGCUGUAGCCUACACGUUGGCACUGAAAAGCAAGUAAUUUAUCUUCUUAUUAUAGUGUGCAGAUUAAUCAGACCAAAUGUAUGGUAAAACUGUUAAGAAGAGCGUCAUUGUAGGGGAAACAGAAAAUGAUAAUGGAGAACAAAGUUAGUUUAUAGCAUAAUGACUGGAUUUAAGUUGAAUCUAAAACGUUUAAUUGCUUAGAACUAGUUUAGUUGCUAUUCUAUGAAAGGUUACUUUUCCUAUUUAUUCGAUUGGCUCACAAUAGUAUUCUACUUUAUUCCCCCAAAAAAAUAUUCUGCCAAUUAUUCCAAUGAUUUACCAUUGUAUCUUUGUAUGUUGUUGUAGUUAUUUUCUAUAGCUUUGAUAGACAACCACUGUCUGACAUGGGUCUAUGUCUGUUUUCAUAGGUGUAUCUGUCUGUCAAUCAAUCAUGUAGGCUGUGGCAAUAAUCCUUGCUCUGACAGUCAUCUCUGGUAAGCCUGGGUUUACACUGGUCCCUUUUGACACUGUUAUCAAUAUAUACAGUGCCUUGCAAAAGUAUUCAUACCCCUUGGAUUUCUUCAAAUUGUUGUAUUAGAAAGUGGGCUUAAAAUGGAUUUCAUUGUAAUUCUUUACAAUUAACUACUAUAUUUUAUAAAUGUUUUAUUAAUCUGUAAAAAAUAGUAUUGGCAAUAAAAUUACAAUUAAAUACAUUUUAAUCCCACUUUCUAACACAAUAAAAUGUGAAGAAAUCCAAGGGGUAUGAAUACUUUUGCAAGGCUAAAUCCAAGGGGUAUAUAUAUUUAGUAUUGGUCAACUGUAUGUGCAUGAAUGCAUUUACUUACUCCUUGCUGAAAUCAGUCUUUUAGGAUCAACUCUUACAAUACUGUAAUACUGUCUUGUAUAAUUAAGCUUCAUACUGUACCAAGGCUCCACGCUCUCAUUACCAGACUGGAUUUAACCCCCCUGAUGGUGUAUAUUAUGUAAACCUCACCUCAGAGCUCUCUGUGUCUCCCUGCAGGCUGCCAUGCCCGCGCUGUGCGCCAGGCAGAGGCCCCCCAGAACCGCUGGGAGGAGAACGUUGAGCGCUUCUGGACCUACGUGUCUGAAAUCAACAGCAGAGCCGACGGACUGGUGGACAACCUCAAGGCCUCCCAGCUCAGCAGAGAACUCGAGUGAGUGGCGCAUUGUAACACUAUUUCAUUCUGAAGUAAUAUAGGCUCAUAUACCUUGCUUCAUCGCUCUCCAUUAUCACCUUGUGUGACUGUCCCUGACCUUGCUUCCCCUCUUUUCCUCUCUCCCCGUCCUCCCCCCGUCCCCCUAUGUCCCUAACCAUGCAUCCCCUCUCUCCCCUGUCCUCCCCCUGUACAUCUGUGUCCCCCUAUGUCCCUGACCAUGCCUCCCCUCUCUCCCCUGUCCUCCCCCCUGUCCCCCUAUGUCCCUAACCAUGCAUCCCCUCUCUCCCCUGUCCUCCCCCUGUACAUCUGUGUCCCCCUAUGUCCCUGACCAUGCCUCCCCUCUCUCCCCUGUCCUCCCCCCUGUCCCCGUGUCCCCCUAUGUCCCUGACCAUGCCUCCCCUCUCUCCCCUGUCCUCCCCCCUGUGUCCCCUAAUGUCCCUGACCAUGCCUCCCCUCUCUCCCCUGUCCUCCCCCCUGUACCCCUGUGUCCCUGUACGUCACUGACCAUGUAUCCCUCUCCCCACUUUAUGGGCAUCUCUAACCAUGCCUCCCUUCUCCCUGUCUGCAGCACCCUGAUCACUGACACUGUGGCUGAGCUGACCGUGUACAGGGAGGACAUCCAGACCAAGCUGGGGCCCUAUGCCCAAGACACAGCCGGCCUGCUGGGCCAGGACCUGCAGCUUCUGACCACCAAGCUCCAGACUGACAUGGUUGACGCCAAGGAGCGCAGCACACAGUACCUGGGAGAGCUCAAGACCAUGAUAGAGCAGAAUGCUGAUGAUGUCCACAACCGCGGCAACACCUACAUCCGCAAACUGAAGAAACGCCUUAACAAGGACACCGAGGAGAUCCGCAAGUGAGUAUAGAUGGCAGCAGCUAAUGUACUGUAACAGCUUGCUUUCCUAACAGAGAAUUUCAAAAUACCGUUUUAAUAUGUCUUCUAUGUGAUGCUAACCCCCUCUCCCUCUCCCUCCCCAGCACCGUAGCCACCUACCUGGGUGAGAUCCAGUCCCGUACCUCCCAAAACAUGGAUCUCGUGAAGGAGCGUGUGGAGCCCUACGUGAGUCAGGCCCACGACACCGCCGCCGAGAGGUUGGGCAGCUUCACUGACCUUCUGAAGAACCAGGCCCAGGACCUGAGCCAGCAGGUCUCCACCCAGGCCGAAGGCAUGCGCGAGCAGCUGGAGGCCACUGCCGAGGACCUGCGCACCACCCUGGAGGGCAAGAUCGAUGAGCUCAGCAGCCUGAUCGCUCCCUACGCCGCCAAGAUCCGUGAGCAGCUCCAGACCAUCAUGGACAAGGUCAAGGAGACCAAUGCCUAAAUGGACCCAGGGGAGGGAGGGGUUUGGAGGACCGGUGUCCCGCCACUACACCCCUGUUUAAGUAGGGGUGCAGGUUGUGAAGCACUGUGCCACCAUUCACCUAGAUACCACAGAGAGGAGGAGGGAGUGCUGUUUUCACUCUGUUGGCACUGUGUGUUUGGGGUGAGGGGGGUUGAUAGAGAGAGAGGGGUGAGGAAGACAGAGCUUUGAAUGGGUUUUGAGCAGACAAACACAGUCCUUUAUGUUUGUUUAGGCCUCAGAAAGGCAUUUACUGUUUAAAUCACUUCAAUCACUCUCUCGCUGUAUUAUCUCCUCAUCCCAGAACACAAGAGCCACACUCAAUACUGCCUUUCAUAAACACACAAGAGGCUAUUGUUUUUAACCUGCUUCGCUUGUCUUCCUCGUUAUAAGUGCUCUAGAUGUCUCCUCCAAAAUGUUCUACUAAUCUGCAUCAGGUUUCUAAGGCUACUAUAUGGGACACAAGGGGGGGGUUGAAACAGUAUCUUCCAAUUGUGAGCCAAAUUGGCUGGGGCCCAUUCCAGCGCUGUCCCUGUCCUUCAUUUCAAUAACUGCACUGAACUAAGACUGGGCUUAUCUCCAGCACUAGCAUCAGUCUUUCCAGAACCAUUGGAGAAGAACCACUCUGUGCCUUGCUUGUCUAUGAUGCUGUAUCAACACCUGCUCUGUAGGCUCUGUAUUUGUUGUGAUUCAUAUAGAAGUGUAUUUACUAUGACUGUGAUAUGAUGCGAAUAUGACAAUCAAACUAAAAGGCAUACUUCACAGGGUCCAUAUACUACCUGUCUGUAUUAUUUCAGUUUGGCAAGAGUGUCUCUGCCACUUCACAAUGUAACAUGCCCAUGCUUCUCACCAUAGUACACUGUCCGUCUGGCUGACUGCAGUGUGCUACCCAGUGCUGCGUAAAUAAAAUAUGUAAAGAGAUGCUAAAUUGUCAGUGUUCUUUUCUUGUCAAACAUUUAUACACUUUUUUCAACUUUGAAAUGUCUUUAUUUUUAGUUACAAUGACAACUGAGGUAGUUAAUAUAC
This is a messenger RNA of Coregonus sp. 'balchen', 3836 nucleotides long. Lineage: Eukaryota; Metazoa; Chordata; Actinopteri; Salmoniformes; Salmonidae. The record is from the annotation of a GenBank genome assembly.